This is a messenger RNA of Amphiprion ocellaris (clown anemonefish), 4908 nucleotides long. Its product is annotated as DDB1- and CUL4-associated factor 1-like. The transcript has 30 exons. Gene Ontology annotation, biological process: protein ubiquitination. Gene Ontology annotation, molecular function: nuclear estrogen receptor binding; histone H2AT120 kinase activity. The record is from RefSeq and is a predicted model, not a curated record. NCBI's taxonomy places the organism in Eukaryota, Metazoa, Chordata, Actinopteri, Pomacentridae. Gene Ontology annotation, cellular component: nucleus; Cul4-RING E3 ubiquitin ligase complex. Bases 219 to 4760 code for a protein of 1513 amino acids.
CCAUGUUACGUCAUCGGACGUCGACGCGUGGUGACGCAUCCUGCGGUCGUCGGGAGAAGUUUGAAAAUAAACGUGAAACUUUUUUCUCCGUCCUCCGGUUCCUCCGGUUCCCAUUAACGAUGUUUCUUCUGAGACUUCUCCGCUGAUUGGUGACUUUUCGGCAGAGCUGCUGACAGGAAGUGAGCGGCGCAGCGCGGGAAGCGGACCUCCAGGCCUCCAUGUCGUCCCAGAACCCCGAUCCGUCUCCGGCCUCGCUGUCAGCGCUGCUGGCCGCCGUCUCUGCCGCCAUGUCGGCCUCGGCGGACGCCAAGAAGGACCUGACGGCUCUGCUGGGCGAAUGGGAGGUGGCCCAGCGAGGAUCCACGGAGCAGCUGCUGUCGGUCCUCACCAGAAUAUCGGAGCUGAUCGAAUGCCAGACGGCAGAAUAUCACAAAGCAGAUCCUGAUCCGUUCGACGACCGACAUCCAGGCCGAGCCGAUCCAGACUGUAUGCUCGGACAGCUGCUGAAGAUGCUGUUUGUGAACGACGACUUCACCAACGCCCUGCUGGACUCGUACAUCAUGAACAGCAGAGAGCUGAGUCUGAACACGGUGGCCUGUCGGCUGCUGCAGAACAUCAUGCCGGGUUUGGAGACGGCCGCCGUCUUCCAGGAGAAGGAGGGUCUGGUGGAGAAGAUGUUCGGCUGGGCUCGUGAAGCCGAGCGGCCGCUCAGCGUUUACGCCACCGGACUGCUAGCCAGAGCCAUGAGCAACCAGGAAGUAGCAGCCGGUUACCGGGAGCAGAAUGCUCAGCUGGUUCCAGUCAUGAUCCGCCGCCUUCAGGAGCUUCAGGCUGAAGAGAACCAGCAGAACGCAGCCCAGGACCUUCAGGUGGAGGCCGAUCAGAACCAGAACGUUUCCGCAGCAGACGGGAGGAAGGUCCAACCUCCGUCUCUGCUCGGCUCCACCCGGCUGCUUCCAGACUUCACCUAUCAGAGGAGGAGGACCAAGGAGAACGGCAGGAAGGCCCAGCAGAAGCUGGACCUGACCUCCAGCGGGACGGAGGAGCCCGGCGGCUGCUCCUCCUGGUCCCAAAUGAGCUCCGUGGUGAUCGGGUCAGACUACAGCCUGGAGCCGCUGAGCCCGGCCAUGGAGCAGAGGCUGGUGCUGCAGUACCUGACCCCGCUGGGAGACUACCAGGAGCUGCUGGCCGUCUUCAUGCAGUUGGACACCAGAUCUCUGCUGAUGAACUACAUCGACCUCCGACUGACCAGAAACGUCCAGCUGACCUUCGAUGCCCUGCUGUACCUCGCCUCGCUGCUCCUCCAUAAGAAGUUCGCUGCAGAGUUCAUCGCUCACGGUGGCGUCCAGAAGCUCCUGGUGAUCCCGAGGCCUUCCAUGGCGGCGACCGGAGUUUCUCUGUGUCUCUACUACCUGGCCUACAACCAGGAUGCCAUGGAGAGGGUGUGCACGCUCCCAGAUGGCGUUCUGUCCAACAUGGUGUCUUACGCCCUCUGGCUGCUGGAGUCGUCUCACGCUUCAGGCGUCUGCCACGCCACCAUGUUCUUCUCCAUCUCGUUCUCGUUCAGGGCGGUACUGCAGCUGUUCGACCUCCAGGAUGGGCUGAGACGUCUCGUCAACCUGGUCAGUACUUUGGAGAUCCUGAAGACGGAGAAUGAGGCGUCGCUGAUGAACGACGAUCAGGUGUUUUCCAGCCGACAGACAGCCAAACACACCUGCAUGGCUCUACGCAGGUACUUUGAGGCUCACCUGGCCGUGAAGACCGAACAGGUGAAGCAGUCUCUGCAUGCAUCAGACGGAGGCACCAUUAUUCCCCAGCAGCCGUUUUACAAGGCGUAUUCGUACAGCAGAGAGCAGAUCAUCGAGAUGAUGGAGUUCCUCAUCGAGUGUGGACCUCCUCAUCUCCGCUGGGAGCCCGUCGAGAUCUUCUACAAACUGUCCUGUGUUCCUUUAAUGCUGCAGCUCAUUUCCACCGCCUGCGACUGGCGAACGUACUACGGCAGGAGUGACACGGUGCGUUACGCGUUGGACAUCCUGGCCGUCCUGACCGUGGUUCCUAAAGUCCAGCUGGGUCUGGCCGACACCGUCAUCAUCCUGGAUGAAAACCGGUCACCUGUUUCCAUCGUGGGAAUGAGCAUCAUUCUGGGCGUCGCCGAGGGCGAAGUGUUCACCAACGACGCCGAGAUCCAGAAGUCGGCGCUGCAGGUCAUAACCAACUGUGUCUGUGCUCCGGACCAGAACCUGAACACCGUGGCUGCUUUUCCUGUGACCCGCCUCAGACCAACCCUCCACCCCCAGCAGCCCUCCGCCCCCCACAACCGGGUUCUGGCCCACAUGUGGCGGGUCGUGCAGAACAACAACGGCAUCAAGGUUCUUCUGUCGCUGCUGUCGGUGAAGAUGCCUAUCACCGAUGCAGACCUGGUCCGGGCUCUGGCCUGCAAAGCUCUGGUUGGACUCGCUCGCAGCUCCGCCAUCCGACAGAUCAUCAGCAAGCUGCCGCUCUUCACCAGCGGACACAUUCAGCAGCUGAUGAAGGAGCCGGUGCUGCAGGACAAACGCAGCGAACACGUCCGGUUUUGCCGCUACGCUGCUGAGCUGACGGAGUGUGUCUCCGGUAAACCUCUGCUGAUGGGGACGGACGUGUCACUGGCCCGGCUGCAGAAGGCCAACGUGGUGGCCCAGUCCAGGAUCACCUUCUCAGAGAGGGAGCUGCUGCUGCUCAUCAGGAACCACCUGCUGGCCAAAGGGCUGCACUGCACCGCCCACAUGCUGGUCAGAGAGGCCAACCUGCCCCUGGCCUCCGUCUCUGCAGGCUCCACCCCCUCCUGCGUGACUCUGCCCCCCUCCUCCUCCUCGGCGUUGACCAGGGCCUGCCGGUUGGCAGGAGGCAUCGCUGCUCGUAUCUCCGGCCAUGUGGGAUCGUCUCCGGUGUCUUCGGUCGUUGCAGCUUCUCCUUCAUCAUCUUGGUCCUUCAUCAGCCCCUCCUCUUCAGCGACCCUCCCCCCUCCUCCUCCUCCUCCUCCUCAGGGCUCGCCUCUGGUUGGUCGGAUUCUGUUCUCACGGGAACGCCCGCUGGCCAAUAGCAACUCAGGGAAAAAGCCGUGUGCACUAAAACAGAAGGCUGACCAUGGAGCCUUCAUACAGACUCCAGCCAUGAAGAAGCAGCUGGAGCGCCUCCUGCCCUCCCCCCCCACCCUGGACGGCAUCAUCACCGAGUACCUGAGGGAGCAACACGCCCGCUGCCCCAACCCGGUCACCACCUGCCCCCCGUUCUCCCUGUUUACCCCCCACCGAUGCCCCGAGCCCAAACAGAGGCGGCAGGCUCCUCAGAACUUCACGUCCCGCCUGGCCAGCCGAGUGCUGUACCCCAAGUAUGGAGGCGUGGACCGGGGCAGUCUGGACCGACACCUGAUCUUCAGCAGGUUCCGUCCGAUGUCGGUGUUCCACGAAGGAGACGGAGACGAGAGCAGCUUCACCUGCUGCGCCUUCUCCACCCGAGAACGUUUCCUGAUGCUGGGAACCUUGUCGGGUCGGCUGAAGUUCUACAACGUGUUCUCUGGAGAGGAGGAGGCCAACUACACCUGCCACACCUCAGCCAUCACACACCUGGAGCCCUCCAGGGAUGGGAAGCUGCUGCUGACCUCGGCUUCAUGGGGAGUUCCUCAUUCAGCUCUGUGGAGCAUCGACGGCGUCUUCAGCAUGAAGAACUCAUAUGUGGACGAUCACUACGUGGAGUUCAGUAAACUUUCUCAGGACCGAGUCAUUGGAACCAAAGAACAAGUCACACACAUCUAUGACGUCCAGACGGGCCAGCAGACUCUGACCCUCAACGAUCCCACGCUGGCCAACAACUACAAGAGGAACUGCGCCACCUUCAGCCCGACCGACGACCUGGUGCUGAGCGACGGCGUCCUGUGGGACGUCCGGGCGUCCAGGGCGAUUCACAAGUUCGACAAGUUCAACAUGAACCUGAGCGGCGUCUUCCAUCCCAACGGUCUGGAGGUCAUCAUCAACACGGAGAUCUGGGACCUGAGGACCUUCCAUCUCCUCCACACAGUUCCAGCUCUGGACCAGUGCAGGCUGGUCUUCAACAGCAAUGCCACCAUCAUGUACGGAGCCAUGCUGCAGGCUGACGAUGAGGAUGAUGCCAUGGACCAGCAGAUGAAGAGUCCCUUUGGCUCCUCCUUCAGGACGUUCGAUGCUACAGACUACAAGCCCAUCACCACAGUGGACGUGAAGAGGAACAUCUUUGACCUGUGCACCGACAGCAAGGACUGCUAUCUGGCCGUCAUCGAGAACCAGGACACGGUGAGUCUGGACACCGUCUGUCGUUUAUAUGAAGUCGGUCGACAGAAACUGGCAGAAGAAGGAGACGACGAUGACCAGGACGAUGAAGAUCAGGACGACGACUCCUCGGAUACAGACGAUGAAGACGAUGAUGAUGAUUUGGAUGCAGAGCUUCUCCUGGAGGAACUGACUAAUCAAGAUGAGGGAGAAAACGAGGGCGGAGCCAACUCUCCCACCAAUGACGAGGAUCCAGAUGUUCUCGGCAGCAACGACGGCAACAGUAGCGACAACAACGACUCGGAGGAUUCAGACUCGGAGGAUUCAGACUUGGAGGAUUCAGACUCGGAGGAUUCAGACGGAACCGACGAAGCAUCGGAUUCUCUGAACCUUGAAAACACAGAAGAUCUGGGAGGAGACUCUGAUGACGAGCAUCCUCGGUUGCUACGACGUCUCCGAGGCCGAUGGUUCUUCUGACACUGCUGGGACUUAUUUCCUUUUUCUUUUUAAAAGCUGGUUUGUGGGUUUAAACCAGGCAAUCAGUGAAGACCUGCAGGUUCUCUCCAGAUGAAUUCUUUAGACGUGAAGAGAGACGAUGCAAAUAAAAAUAUUUCCAAAGACUUGA